AUGGGCGUGCGGGGCGCCGGCGGCAGGGUGGCGUCGCGUCAGUUCGAGGCCCUCAGCUUCGACACAGGCGCCCAAUUCUUCACGGCCCGCAGCCCCGACUUUCGCAAGCAGCUGGAAGAGUGGCAGGCAUCCGGAGUGGUGCAGGAGUGGCGCGGCCGGCACGGACGCAUAUGCACAGAGGAUGGCACCUUUGAGCUGCUAUCCACGAGCAGCAGCGGCGGCAGCGGCAGCAGGGGCGGCGGCGGCGGCGGCAGCAGCGGCUUCUGUGGCUCGCUCACCGGCCUGCCGCUCUACGUCGGCACUCCAACCAACAAUGCGCUCUGCCAACAAAUGGCUCGGCAGCUGCAGGAGCAGCUGGGGGCGGCAGAGGUGCAAUCGGGAUGCAUCGUGCAGUCAGUGACACGCACCAGCGGCGGCUGCGGCGGCGCCGGCAUGCAGUGGCAGCUGAGGGGCAGCCGGCAGGGGCGUGCCGCGGCGGGGGAACCCCCUCAGCCAGCAGACCAGCAAGACCUGGGCUCUUUUGAUGCCGUCAUCCUGGCCGAUGCCAUGCCGCUGAUCCCAGGCAGCGCCGGCCACGUCAGCGGCAUCGACCAGCUGUCCACCUCGCUUGCCCAGCUGGCAAGGAGCGCGCAGGCGGCGGCCCCGCAGGCCUGCUUCGCGCUCAUGGCGGCCUUUCACCAGCCGCUGCCGGGCGUCCCCUUUGACUCUGCCACCAUGGAUCCCACCACCACCACCACCACCAGCAGGGGCAGCGCAGCAGCUUUCCAGUGGGUGGCCUGCAACAGCAGCAAGCCAGGGCGGCCGAUUGCCGACGGCGGCGGUGGCGCGCCGCAGUGCUGGGUGGCGCUGACCAGCCCGCAGCGCACGCAGCAGCUGCUGGAGCGCCACCCGCUCAUGCUGGAUGGCAAGCUGGUGCCCCAGACCGACGGCUACAGGCGGGCGGUGGCGGCAGAGCUUCUGGCCGACUUCCGAGCCCUCAUGCAGCCCCUCCUCCAGGGCCCGCUGCCCGACCCCGCCUACUGCCACGCGCAGCGCUGGGGCCGCGCCUUUGUGGCGCAGCCCUUGGGAGCCGAAUUCCUGCUCCUGCCUGCCCAACGGCUGGCGCUGUGCGGCGACGUGGCGGCCGGCAGCAGCGUGGAGGCGGCCUGGCGCAGCGGGCGGGCGGCAGGGCAGGCUGUGGCGGCCAUGCUGGCGGCCAGCGGGCCCGCUGCGGCCAGGGCGGCGGCGUGA
Molecule: messenger RNA, 1230 nt
Organism: Chlorella variabilis
Lineage: Eukaryota; Viridiplantae; Chlorophyta; Trebouxiophyceae; Chlorellales; Chlorellaceae
Exons: 4
Coding region: 1-1230 (409 amino acids)
Source: RefSeq, a predicted model, not a curated record